CGGCUGGUACCCGAAACCGCUAUCUAAGUUCAACCGUUCCAAACAACUGUUCCGCGGUAUUUUACCCAUCCCGCAUCAUCCUCCCCCCACCACAGUUUUUGUUUUGCAUUUCUUUGGAAUAGGAAUGAAAUCCACUUAUGUGUACUUUGCUGUAAAGUUGUAUGUGUUUACCUUUUCAUUGUUUGAUUAGUUCAGUGUUGUGAUUAUCACUUCCGACUGUAUACUAAUUUUAAUACCAGGUCAAUUACUGGAUAUUGUUUUCAGCAUGUGUGAACCAAGACCCAAUGAAGUAGUAAGCGAAAAUGGUGCCAUUGGCGACCAUGAUGAGGCUGACGUUUUGGGAUCCACUUUCUGGAAGGGUUGGCCUUGCAAAUGGAUGAAGAACAACAUCCUAUGUUACAAGGAUAAGAAACAGAAGAGAGAAGCUGUUAUGCCAGUGCCAAAACAUGCUCUUUUUUACAAAAUGGAUCACAAAUAUAGGGGAAUUGCUGUGAUAUUAAACCAUGAAAACUUCAUGCCCAAUAUGAAACUGAAGCCCCGGGCUGGAACCAAUGUGGACUCGGAGCAGCUGGAGAAAUCACUCAGAAGGUUGGGGUUCCAGAUACAAGUUCAUUAUGAUCUCACUGUUGAAAAAAUCGACAAAAUCAUAGAAAAAGUUAGUCAACAGGACCACAGUGACAAUGACUGUUUCGCUCUUGCGUGUCUGUCACAUGGGGAGCAAGGUAUCCUCUACGCUUACGAUGCCCCAUACAAGCCGGACACACUGUGGUCUCGCUUCACGGCUGACAAGUGCCCCAGUCUUGCCGGAAAGCCUAAAUUGUUUUUCAUUCAGGCUUGUCAAGGAGACCAGUUGGACGGUGGAGUGAUGCUACGUUCUCAGGUUGAUUCUAGUCCAUCAUACAGAAUACCAGCUCAUGCUGAUUUCCUAAUAGCUUAUUCAACUAUUCCAGAGGACCCCAGCCAGUUGACAACACCACAGGCUUCGGUAUUGACGGAGGGAGUCAGUCAAACCCUGACCAAAAAACUGUCCACAACAUCUUUGACAGAGGAACCCAGCCAGUCGACAACCCCACAGGCUUCGGUAUUGACGGAGGGAGUCAGUCAAACCCUGACCAAAAAACUGUCCACAACAUCUUUGACAGAGGACCCCAGCCAGUCGACAACCCCACAGGCUACACCUACUGCAUUUGCUCCAAGUAAUGAGAAAGACGCCAGCAUCAUUGUAGGUUUCUACUCUUGGCGUAACACAAUGCGAGGUUCGUGGUUCAUGCAAGCCCUCUGUGAAGAGAUAAAUGAACACGGCUUCACUAUUGACAUGCUCACGCUGCUUACAUUUGUCAACCGAAAGGUGGCUGUGGAUUUUGAGUCCAAUGUUCCAGACAACGCUGUCAUGCAUGCACAGAAACAGAUACCUUGCAUAACUUUCAUGCUCACUCGUGUACUUAAAUUCUCGGAGAAGACUGAAACCAAUGAAGUUUACUGACCUCUUAUUCCUGAAUAGAGAUCUAAACUUGCAUUUAAUGUACUUGACAUUGAACGAUUCAUUUGCCUGCCUGCCUGCCUCUUGGUUAUGUUAGACUAUCAAUAUUUAGAUGGUAUGUACAAUAUUAUAAGAAAUGCUGUUGUUUUGUGGAUAAAGCUAGGUCCAUCCACAUACUCCAAAUGGUGCAAAAUUACGCUGAACUACAUAUGAUGUGGUGUCUCUCAGAGUAUGCUCUGACAAUGGCCAUCUAGAAGUGUCAAAUAGUUUUUUCAGAAAUAGACCUCUGUUAGAUUAUAGAAAAUCUACUCCUUCUCUUUUAUAUCUAUAAAAAAAUCAUAAAGCUGUCAUGAAGAAGAAUCUCAUUGAACAUUAUUAACAAUCAGUUUGCACAAUAUUUUUAUUUGUAUAUUUUUUUCAAUAAUCUUUUUUUUACUAGAUUAUUUAGUCUAUAUAAGUUUAUAACUGAAUUAUAUGCUUCAAUAAUUUUAGUAAGUAGUUUUAUAAACUGUCUUUAAUGUGAUUGUUGAUGAUAGCAGUCGUGGAAUGUUGUAACUAUAAAUUUAUAAAUAUUAGAAUUGUUCAGAAAGUAAAGAUUGUUAAUCACUUAUAAAAAAAUUAUUUUUCAAAGUAGAGCUAUGUCCAAAAUUAAUAUUAUUAGCUUUCUCCAUCAGAACCACUAUAUAAGUUAGGUUUCCUGAUAUUUAAUCAGUAUAAGUUAAUACAAAUUCACAAUUACACCAAAUUAACCUUAUACUUGAAUAUUUCUACUGCUUUUAUUAUUUCCACUUAUAUAUUAUGUAUGUUCAAUUCUCACAAAGCCGUACUGACGUUUGUUGCAUUGACUGCAAUUAUUGCUUGUUUCAGUGUUUAGACCAUUUCAAAAGCUUUAACUUCUAAAAUUAUUUUUGGAAAAGGAAGAAAGACCAGACAGAAGCUGAUAAUGUAAUACAGUCCCCAAUUUUACACUUUAUUUUAUUGAAGUUUUUGGGAACAUUUUUCUUUUUUAGGUAAUUUAUAAUUAACAUUGAACAAGGUAAUCCAUGUUGAACUGUUCUUAAUUCUCAGAAUAAUGGACAGCGUUCAUGGCCAUGUUUUGUAAUUACAAAGUUGAAAGUGAGAUGUUUAAGAAGCUUGUAGGCAAUGAAAUCCAGUAAUAAUUCAUAAAUGGUUUUGUCUAUUAUCAGUCACUUUUAAUGUACAGAAAUAGUCUUUACUUUCUUAACAACCCUUUUACUACCCUCAUUGAUUGUGUAAAUUAUUGUAAAUUCCUGAUAAAUACACAGAAUAUAAGUAAAUUUACCACUAAAUUAAUGUAGUGUAGUAUCACUCGUCUACAAAAUAUUCUAUAUAUUUAUGUAUUAUCGUUUGUAGAGUAUGACUCUCAUAGCUUAGUUCUCCUCAUCUUGUCUCAUUCUUGCUGGUUCAAGAAAGUGUAUUAACAGUCAUUCUUGUUUCACAAAACAUAAUAUGUCAUGUUUUUAAAUAUAGCGUAGCAGAUUAUUACACUGUUUUUGCAUUUAAAGUGUAUUUUGUAUUUUAUCAUUACUAUUGUAAACUAAAUACAAAACUCAUAUAUAAUCGGUAAACUCAUGAAUUGUAAUAAUAUUGAAGUAACAUUACAUAUUCUAUUGCAAAAGAUAACUUUUUUGUUAAAAAAAUGACCAAUUUUAUAUAUUAUAUUAUUAUAUUUAUAGUAAUAUAUAUUUACAUGACGUAUAUAUAAUUAUAUAUAUAUAUAUAUAUAUAUAUAUAUAUAUACAGAAUUAAUGGCAGUCACAUGCAUUACAUAUUAGAAGGGGUUUACAUGGUUUAGAAGUUCUCAAUCACAUGUUGACAAUAUUUUAAUUUGAAUUCUCGGUUUUUCUUUUACUCAAAAUUAGGCAUAAAUGCAAAAGUUUUUCAAUCAUUAUGAUUUUUCCCAAACCUGGCCUGAUCAGCAAAUAAUUGUAUGUCUCUAUUAUGAUGAAUAUAAAUUUCUUUUAAAUUUACUUGCCACAAGAAUAGCCAACAAAAUUAAAGUUCUUAAUACAUGAAUGUGAACUUUGUAUUUUUGUAUAAACUUAAAAUAUAAACAGCAAAAUUAUUCAUUCCUUUCCAACUGAUGACCAUGUCACUCAAUUCUGAAAUUGAGAAGAAAUACGUAAAGAGGACUGAUAGUUGGAAAUUCAUGAAUUGGGAAAUGGGCGUGUAAAGAUUUUAACUGACUGUGCUUUUUUAUGUGAUACAUUAGAGUUUUUAUGUUUAAGAUAACAAAUGUUUAUUUUGCAAUUUAAAUUAUUCUUGAGAAACUUAUGUCUGAGCCUUUCCAUGCUUUUGGAUAGUCACUUUACAUAAUUCUGCUGUGAUCUUCACAUCAUCUGCUUUAAAAAAUGCCAAAUAUGAAAAUGUAGAGAUACACGUAUGAAACUCCAGAAGCUGACUAUUAAAACCAAAAAUAACCAACUCCUGAAAAAGAAUGUAUGCCUGUUUUACACCUGUCUCCUAAUUUAUAGUUGUGUGGUAUUUUUUUUUAUAUACCUAAAAGAUAAGUUGAUACCAAUUGUGAUAAGUCCACUUUUUGUGGUUUGCCUUGAGAUUAGAUAAACAAAUUGUGAUUAGGUUUUCAUAAGGUCAGUUGAAUACUUGCUUUUAUUACAAAAAGGAGUAACUACUUGCAUAAUUAUUACAUACAGUUGUUAGAAUAUCCUAUAAACGGUAGUAUUUUAAUUUUAUAGAGAAAGAAAUUGUUUGUCUUUUCUUUCUCAUGUCAUAUAUUCUUAUAAAAACAAUUAAAACAUGUAAUGUAAAGACAUCUUUGAAGAAAUUAAAUUAAUUAAGGGGUGAAAUGUUUUUUAUUUAAUUUUCUUAUUACUAUUAAAAUAUUAUAUAAUUUUCUGUUUAAAAUAAUGUUAUUAAGUCAAGAUACGUUAAAUUUAUUUACAUUAAGAUCCAAAGAAACUAUUUGUUGGAUUAUAUUACUAAAUUAUAUGUUUUAAAAGUAAAAUAAAAAUUAAUUUCAUAUUUUUGAUCCCUUAAUUAUGUCAUUUCAUCAAGUAUUGAUAAUUUACAUUACUUUUCUUAAACAAAAUGUGAGAAAGUGAUUUUAUAAUUUUAUAUUGCAUUUAAAUAAAAUUACUGCAUUUGUAA
Molecule: messenger RNA, 4609 nt
Organism: Homalodisca vitripennis (glassy-winged sharpshooter)
Lineage: Eukaryota; Metazoa; Arthropoda; Insecta; Hemiptera; Cicadellidae
Product: caspase-1-like
Exons: 8
Coding region: 266-1483 (405 amino acids)
Biological process (GO): apoptotic process; proteolysis
Cellular component (GO): cytoplasm
Source: RefSeq, a predicted model, not a curated record